Messenger RNA from Paramuricea clavata, 567 nucleotides. The record is from the annotation of a GenBank genome assembly. Lineage: Eukaryota; Metazoa; Cnidaria; Anthozoa; Malacalcyonacea; Plexauridae.
AUGCCAAACAUUGGUCUGAGGAACCAACCAUACCUGAACCACCUGAAACCAUACCCGAAUCACCUGCAACCAUACCUGGAAUCACCUGCAACCAUACCUGAACCACCUGAAACCAUACCCGAAUCACCUGAAACCAUACCCGAAUCACCUGAAACCAUACCCGAAUCACCUGAAACCAUACCUGACGUCCCACAUCAUAAUCAAAGUGAAACCCCCAAAGAAAAUAAAAAGCUGAAAAAGUCAAAAAUAAAGGUUGGAAAAGCAAAAAAAAGCUACUCACAAUUCCAAACUAGAAAAAAACUCCCAUUCUUGCCAUAAUUAAUUCAGUUGAUUUAUUAUAACAUGUAUCUUGAGUCUCAAGUUGUUAUUCUAUAGAUUAUCUUUUGUUUUAUGAAGGUGAAAACUCUACAGCAAAAAUUAAGAAGACGGAAUUCAAAAAUUAAGAGCAUGAAGCAAAUUAUCAACCAACUUGAAAAGAAGAUGCUUACCCCAAAGCAAGAAGCUGAUUUGAUGCACAACAAUUUUGAUGGAAUAAAGCUAGCUCUGUUCAAGAGAAUAAAUAAAUAA